ACACAAAUAGAAGAUCCCAGGAAACAAUGGAGGCAAGAACAAGAGAGAAUGUUAAAAGAUUAUCUUAUGAUAGCCCAGGAUGCUCUCAGUACUCAGAAAGAACUGUACCAGGUGAAAGAACAGAGGCUAGCACUUGCCAUGGAUGAGUAUGUACGGUUGAAUGAUGCCUACAGAGAAAAAUCAAGCUCUCGUACAAGCUUGUUCUCAGGCUCCUCAUCAAGCACAAAGUAUGACCCUGACAUUCUGAAGGCUGAAAUCUCCACUACAAGAUUAAGGGUUAAGAAGCUGAAGAGGGAGCUCUCUCAGAUGAAGCAAGAGCUGCUGUACAAGGAACAGGGCUUUGAAACACUGCAACAAAUUGACCAAAAAAUGUCUGGAGGCCAGAGUGGGUAUGAAUUAUGUGAGGCCAAAGCCAUCCUGAGUGAACUGAAGGCCAUCAGAAAGGCGAUAAGUUCCGGGGAGAGAGAAAAACAAGAUUUAAUGAAGAGUCUUGCAAAGCUGAGAGAGAAAUUCAAUCUUGACGAGACCACUGGGACAUCUGAGAGAGACUUGAGUUCCAGCUCUGUAAACUCUCAGCUGUGUUUUUCUAGACAAACUCUGGAUACAGGGUCUCAGACUGACAUUUCUGGUGAGGUUGGAGCAAGAAGUAGAUCAAAUUUAGCAGAGAAGGUCAGACUAAGUCUUCAAUAUGAAGAGGCAAAAAGAAGCGUGGCUAACUUGAAAAUCGAACUGUCCAAGCUAGAUAGUGAGGCCUGGCCUGGGGCACUGGAUGUGGAAAAGGAAAAACUGAUGUUAAUCAGUGAAAAAGAAGAGCUUUUAAAGGAACUCCAGUUUAUUACACCACGCAAACGUACUCAAGAUGAGCUAGAGCAGCUAGAAGCAGAAAGGAAGAGGCUUGAAGAAGAGCUGCUGUCUGUAAAAAGCACACCCAGUCAAGCACUUGCAGAAAGAUUGAAAUUGGAGGAGAGAAGAAAAGAGUUGGUACAGAAACUUGAAGAAACUACGAAGUUAACUACUUAUUUGCAUUCACAGCUUAGGAGCCUCUCAGCUAGUACACUAUCUGUGUCUUCAGGGAGCAGUUUGGGAUCUCUGGCAUCCAGCCGAGGAUCUCUGAACACGUCAAGCAGAGGGUCACUAAACUCUCUCAGCUCCACGGAUCUCUACUAUAACCAAGGCGAUCAAAUAACAAAUCUGGACUAUCAGUAUAAACUUGACUUCAUAUUGCAAGAAAAAAGUGGUUACAUUCCUUCAGGGCCUAUCACUACUAUUCAUGAAAAUGAAGUGGUCAGUUCCCAUGGGAGACCGGGUUACAGUGACUCUCCUUCAGCUGCAGACCAUCCCAAAUUGACUGAACCUCCCAAAUCUGUGACAUCGCUGUCUUCCAGAUCCUCACUGUCCUCUUUGUCCCCCCCAGGCUCCCCUUUGGUUUUAGAAGCUGCAUUUUCAGUGUCAGCUCAGAAUUCCCCCCUGCAUCACCUCACUACGGACUUUGAAGACUGUGACCUUUCAGGUGAUUUUGCAGGCAUUAGUCUCUGUGAGAAACAAAUGUUAUUGGACUCUGAAGUCAGAGCAGGAUCUCAGAUUCCUACAGAAGAUAAAGAUCUUAAUGAAGGCAUUAGGCAGCCUCUGCCUUCUCCACAUGAAGGAAGUUCAGGUAAUAAAAAAAUCUAAUGUGACUUACCACGAAGAACAGCUAGUCACCUGCUUGAGGAGAAAACAGCGUGUGUAUCUGCUGCCGUGUCUGAUGAGUCUGUAGCUGGAGAUAGUGGUGUAUAUGAAGCUUCUGUGAAACAACCAAAUGAAAUUGAGGACACUGUAUACAGUGAAGAUGAUGCAACAGCUCUAGAGGCUGCCCAGGUACAAAUAGGACUCAGAUACGACCACAGCAAUUCAAGUUUUGUGAUACUCAUAGUACGGCUCAGAAAUCUUCCAGCAUUUUGUGUCCCCCUUGGCUCUAAAGUGUAUAUUAGAGUAGCAGUACUUCCAUCCUCAACUGAUAUCAGCUCUCUGUUCCGCACAAAAGUUCAUCCUGCCAUGGAAACCAUUUCAUUCAACGAGAUAUUCAGAGUAGCCAUUUCCCAAGUAACACUGAUACAGAAGACGCUGAGAGUAGAUGUUUGUGCUGUCAGUAGAAGUCGUCGGGAAGAAUGCUUGGCUGGGACUCAGAUCAGUCUGGCAGAUUUAUCAUUUUCUGAUGAGACUUGUACUCUGUGGUACAACCUGUUGCCUUGCAAGCAAAUUCCUGGCAAAAAAAACAGGGAACAAAAUGAAGAAUCCAUGUUUCUGUUAAGCAAGCAGUCAUUGGACUCAUUGGACUUGGAUGCUGUGUCAGCUCUGCUGGAGAAGACAUCUGCUGAGCUGGAAGCAGUAGAACAAGAGCUGGCUGACGGCGACGAGGAGGAGGAACAUGAGCAAAGGGGCUCUGAGGAAGACUGGUUAGAAAUGCUCACAGAAGCCUCUGAUGAAAUUGUGGAUGAAGAGGAAGAUGGCAUUAAGGUGGCAGUAGAAGGCAACUGUACUGAUGAUGUGGAGUUACUCAUUGAUGCACCAGAAACAGAUGAAGACAAGGACAGAGAGAACAGUGAUGAGGCCCAUGAAAGCCAGCAAGCUCCUGUAAUGCUAACACUGGUUGAUAAAGAGACUAACACUGAGGAAUCAGUUAACGAGACCGCAACAGUCCGACCCAAGGACAGAGCCAGCUGGAGCUCAAGACAGCGUCCUUUUGUCAGGAACAGCAUGAUAGUGCGCUCACAAACCUUCUCUCCAGGCGAGCGGAACCAAUACAUCUGUAGGUUGAAUCGAAGUGACAGUGACAGCUCAACACUAGCCAAAAAGUCUCUCUUUGUGAGAAAUGCCACAGAACGGCGGAGCCUAAGAGUUAAACAGCCUGUUUGCCAACCAAUCAUGCGAAGAGCUAUGCAAGAGUGCCCCAUACGCACGUCCCUUGACUUGGAGCUGGACCUCCAGGCAUCACGCACAAGACAGAAUCGUCUGAAUGAUGAGCUUCAGGUCUUGCGGGAUCUUAAACAAAAGCUUGAGGAAAUGAAAGGCAGAGGAGAGACAGACCUUCCCCUGUGUGUGCUAGAGGAUGAACGCUUCCAGAAACUCUUGAAACAAGCUGAAAAACAGGCUGAACAGUCAAAGGAAGAACAGAAACAAGGUUUAAGUGCUGAGAAAUUGAUGAGGAAAGCUUCUAAGGAUGUAUGCCGGUUACGGGAGCAGAGCCAGAAAGUGCCACUGCAGGUGCAGUCAUUCAGGGAGAAGAUAGCAUACUUCACAAGAGCAAAGAUCAGUAUACCAAGCCUUCCAGCUGAUGAUGUAUAAUUAUGUAUUUUCAUAGAAGUGUUUUUCCACUUGCUCAUCUCCUUUCAGAUGAACUUUGUAGUUCCAGUGACCUGCUUUUAAAGAUCUUCUAUUUUACAUUCACUAUUGAUAUGUUAUGUGUAAAAUACAGUGAAUUGAAUUGUUGUAUGUUUAAAAAAU
Molecule: messenger RNA, 3483 nt
Organism: Pterocles gutturalis (yellow-throated sandgrouse)
Lineage: Eukaryota; Metazoa; Chordata; Aves; Pterocliformes; Pteroclidae
Gene: WWC2
Product: WW and C2 domain containing 2
Exons: 21
Biological process (GO): negative regulation of organ growth; regulation of hippo signaling; cell migration
Cellular component (GO): cytoplasm
Molecular function (GO): kinase binding; molecular adaptor activity
Source: RefSeq, a predicted model, not a curated record